Messenger RNA from Sinocyclocheilus rhinocerous, 2965 nucleotides. RefSeq names its product heat shock factor protein 1-like. Gene Ontology annotation, biological process: regulation of DNA-templated transcription. NCBI's taxonomy places the organism in Eukaryota, Metazoa, Chordata, Actinopteri, Cypriniformes, Cyprinidae. The transcript is spliced from 12 exons. Gene Ontology annotation, molecular function: DNA-binding transcription factor activity; sequence-specific DNA binding. The record is from RefSeq and is a predicted model, not a curated record. Bases 290 to 1720 code for a protein of 476 amino acids.
GGCGUCAUCAGAGCGCGACUCUUCUCAGCGCUGUUUGUUUCUACGCAGUUUCAACGUUGUGCGGAUUUAAUGGAAAUUUCCACUACUUCUGACUUAUCAAAAACACUUAUUCAAAUUAAUUGUAUCUUAUAUAUCGCUCUCUACACGGGAUCCGUGCACUCCGAGGAGAAAAGAGAAUCAGUUUCGUAUCUGCGUUCGUACAGCCACACUUUGAGUGUGUAAUUCUGCUCUUCAGCAGUGACUCAUUACAGAGGUGUAUAUAUCGUCAGAAACAAUCACUAAGCUAUCUAUGAUGGAGUAUCACAGCGUGGGGCCCGGAGGUGUGAUGGUCUCGGGUAAUAAUGUACCUGCGUUUCUGACCAAACUCUGGACGCUGGUGGAGGAUCCGGACACAGACCCGUUGAUCUGCUGGAGUCCUAGCGGCAACAGCUUCCAUGUGUUUGACCAGGGCAGGUUUUCCAAAGAGGUUCUGCCGAAAUAUUUUAAGCACAAUAACAUGGCCAGUUUUGUUCGCCAGCUUAAUAUGUAUGGUUUUCGGAAAGUUGUCCACAUCGAGCAGGGUGGGCUGGUAAAACCAGAGAAAGACGACACAGAAUUCCAGCAUCCAUAUUUCAUCCGCGGACAGGAGCAUCUGCUGGAGAAUAUCAAGAGGAAAGUCACAACGGUAGGUAGAAACUCAUCUUCCCAUCUUUCUGUCUCUCUCUCCCGUAGUGAGAAUGAGGGUCUCUGGAGGGAAGUUGCCACUUUGAGACAGAAACAUGCUCAACAGCAGAAAGUCGUCAAUAAGCUCAUUCAGUUCCUGAUCACACUGGCACGGUCCAACAGAGUCCUGGGAGUGAAACGAAAGAUGCCCCUGAUGUUGAAUGAUGGCAGCUCCACACACUCCAUGCCCAAAUACUCUCGGCAGUACUCGCUCGAGUCUUCUCCGUCUCUCUCUCCCUCCUCUACAGCUUUCACAGGAACGGGUGUCUUCACUUCUGAAUCGCCUGUCAAGACGGGGCCAAUCAUCUCUGAUAUAACUGAACUGGCGCAGUCCAAUCCUGUGGCCACAGAGGAGUGGAUUGAAGACAGAACAAGCCCACUGGUCCAUGUCAAGGAGGAGCCCUCUAGCCCCGCCCACAGUCCUGAGGUGGAGGAGGUGUGUCCUGUUGAAGUGGAAGUGGGGGUGGGAUCAGGUGUACCUGUGGACAUGCCCCUUUCCCCUAUAACCUUCAUCAACUCCAUCCUCCAAGAGAGCGAGCCUGUCACCGGCCUGACCCCGCCUCCCAAUGACCAGAAGUGUCUGAGCUUGGCCUGCUUGGACAAGGCAGAACUAAGUGAUCAUCUAGAGACCAUUGACUCUGGGUUAGACAACCUUCAGCAUAUCCUCAAUGCUCAGUCCAUUAACUUCGACGCCUCGCCUUUCUUUGAUAUUUUCACAUCGUCUUCUAUUGAUAUGGAUCUGGACAGCCUGGCUAGUAUCCAGGACCUUCUGUCACCUGAACCUGUGAAAGAAACUGAAUCUGGUGACUCUGAAGAUUCAGGCAAGCAGCUGGUCCAGUACACGUCUCAGCCCGUGAUUCUUCCCGACCCCGUCAGCACUGAAACCAGUGCCACCGACCUGCCCAUGCUUCUGGAGCUGGAGGGCGACUCGUAUUUCGGGUCAGAACCAGCUGAAGACCUGACCAUCUCCUUUUUUAACUUCCAGUCCCCCGCCCCUGAAGACCCCAAACUAUCGUAGAGAGAGCAGAUUUUCUAAAGGGAUUUAUAUCUGUGUGGGUUUUUAAAAAUGUUUUUUUGGUCAUUUCACACAUCAGGGCUAGCCAUUAGAUUAUUACUCUGGUAUUUCCCUUCACAAUGAGUCUGGGAAAAAUCUCUAAAAAGCAGUAGAGAGAAUUCAGUAUUCCUUCAAAUCCCUCCGUCAUGGAGUUGAAACAUCAAAAUUAGCUUUUAUUUGUUGGCUCAGUAGUUUCCUUGUUGUUCUGGCAGUGAGAAAACCUCAAACUAAAUGUGUAAUGCUACAGAUGUAAAUCUAAAUUUUGCGCCCACGCUUUGUGUGCUUACCAUUUAUUUAUCUUGAUUGGUUUUGCACCAAUACUUUGAGAUCUAUGCUAAGCGAUUGUCUUGCAGUCUGUCACCACUGCAAAACCUCAAGCAUUUUCCUGCUCUUCUGGUUGUCAUUAUUUAUCUAAUUAUGUUGCGAUUAACCCCAGAUUGUUGUAUUCGACACCCAGGUCUCAUAAGUAUUCCAAGUAGUCAUCUUCCAGAAGAUUUUCUUUGCAGUAUAAAUUGGAAUGAUGGUUGAAUAUCUCAUUGAUAUUGAAGUUAAAGCAAAAACAAAAACAUAACGUGCACCUUUUAUAGCCAGAAAAUGCAGUUGGUUUAAUCGGACAAACAUGAAACAAGCAUCAAAAAUCAAUGUUGUGUAAACUUGUCCAGCAUCCCACUAACUGUCUUCAAAACCAUAGCUGUUACUCAUCAUAUAAUGUCUGAUUUUGGUUAGUGAUGAUGGGUAUGGGUUAAAGGUGCAUAUUUAGAAAUUAAUGAAAUCUUUUGUAAAAAAAAUAAGUAAUCUUUUGCCGUUGAAACAAGCAGGACAGCCUAUGAUGCUGUAUAUAGGAUAUAUGUUUAAAUAUAUAAAUAGUUGAGAGUCUGUGCAUUUGUUUUGAUGAAACAAAUUCAUUUCAGACUUUGAAAACACAUUCAACAGGGAUGAAUUACACAAUAGGUGUAUGAUCUGAUCUGAUUUGAAGAAUUUGUGCAAUAAUUCAACUCUUAACCAGCUUUGACAGCAACACACUGCUUUGUUAAUCUCUUUAGUUUUUUUUCCCUUUGUUUUUGUUUGUUUAGCAAAAGGAACUAGAAAAUAUAAUAGGCGGAUCUUAUUAAGACCUUGUCUGGGCAUAUUUCACCUUAAAAUCUAAAGGAAAAAAAUUAUUUAAAAAAGAAAAUAAAGCCAAUUUUUGGGCAAUUGUGGAUGAUUUUU